AUGGAUAUUUCUGUGUUGCUACAGCACAUUCUGCAGAACGAGCAUUUUGCUGAUGCAGAUCAUGGCCAUGGAAAUGCAAAAGAAGACACAGGCCAGAUAUCUCUGCACGGCAUACGCUUCAUUCUUAAUAUCAUAGGUAUAGAAAUCAAGGAUGAAUGUUCAGCAUGCAAAGUUCUUCUCCACAAACAAAUAGAGGAUGCACUGAUCAGAAAGUACAAGGAUGCAUAUGGAAUAAGCAUAGACCAGAGAAUAUACUCGAUCAAUGAAAUACACGGGCUCAUUCUGUUUCUGUACAUGAAGCAGCGUAAAACAGACGAUGUUGAUCCGGCCCUUGAGGCAUUCUUUGAAACACUCUUCUUCAGCAGCACAGACACAAACGAGUUGGAGAGCCUGAAAAGCGAGAAUGCAAGACUAAGCAAUGAAAACAAAACGCUUGUACAGAAAAUAGAAGAAAUAAGCAGCACCAUCAUCGAUCGGGGAUUUGAAGAAGAAGCAACAAGUGUAAAUGCAGAAGUGCUGCAUAAGCUAGAACACGAGCUGAUAAUACUCAAAGAGCAAGUCGAGUACGAACACACUGCGAUUUUGGAGGCAUGGUAUCACUUGGCACAGGACACACUAAAGAAAUAG
This is a messenger RNA of Ordospora pajunii, 627 nucleotides long. RefSeq lists its product as uncharacterized. The record is from RefSeq and is a predicted model, not a curated record. The transcript has a single exon. NCBI's taxonomy places the organism in Eukaryota, Fungi, Microsporidia, Ordosporidae. Bases 1 to 627 code for a protein of 208 amino acids.